This is a messenger RNA of Anopheles merus, 5588 nucleotides long. RefSeq names its product SET and MYND domain-containing protein 4 (gene Smyd4-2). The record is from RefSeq and is a predicted model, not a curated record. Gene Ontology annotation, molecular function: protein binding. The transcript is spliced from 5 exons. The coding region runs from base 314 to 2323 and encodes 669 amino acids. Lineage: Eukaryota; Metazoa; Arthropoda; Insecta; Diptera; Culicidae.
CAACCUGCGGCUGUAAACAAAGUGAUGCGCAAACGUCUGACCAAACAAACUAUUUUGACAUUCCUACGAAUCAAAUGCGCGUGCGCUCUCCAUCUCUCACGCUCUAGCCACAUUAGAUCGUUUGAGCAUCACCGGCAUGCCGGGAGAUGCAUUCUAAAUUUAGUGCACUCGCGCUUACAAAACACCGUUCGUUCAUUCUACUCCGACGUUCCCAUUCGGCAAGUUGUACGGGCGUGGUGUUGGUUGUGUGCGCUUUUCUUCCGAAUAAGAUUUCCCACAUACACCCAGUUCCGAGACCACCAGGGGCAUCAGGAUGACCUCGAUCGACAAUGACCCGCUGUUUACGUCGCUGUGCAACGAGAAAACGCUCCAGUCGCAGAAGCAAGGUUUCUUCAACGAGUUUUACCAAUCGGUGGCGGAAAAUUUCACCGGAAAAAGUGCGCGCUGGCUGCAGGACGUGUACCAGAAGGUGCCGAGCGACAAGGAACGGUUGCGCCUGAUCUAUGAAGAUCCGGUCGUUGCGUACGAGGUGCAGGGCACGCUAGAGCACGUGGAGCCCGUGUUCCGCGGGAAGGAUGCAAAGUUUUCCUGGCAGCGGCGUGAGCAGGCGCUCAAGCUGCUCGGCGAGAACAAGCUGCAGCAGGCCCUGAUCAUCGCCUGCCAGGCAGUGAUGCGUGCCCCCGGCCAGGGUGUCGAUCGGUACAUUGACAAGGGCCUAACGCUAGCGCUGGCCCUGUGGACGCGGGCCGAAGUGUUUAUUCGGCAGCUGGACGGCAAACGGGCGCUGCAAGAUCUUCAGCUGGCGGCCAAAUGUGGCCUGCCAGUGAAACAGAACGCGGACUACUAUGCCCGCGUUGCCAAGUGUUACGCACUUAUCGGUGAAAAUGGUCGUGCUGAGGUGGCGGCGAAACUGUUCCACCAGCUGUCCGGCCACAACAAUUACGCCCUUGUCCGUCUGCAGGAAGAUUUGGAGGAUUUGCGUGUGCUAAAGCAGGAAACACCGUCGGUGGAGGUAGAACGUUCGCUGCCGAAGCUGGCCGGGGAAGGCGAGAAUGGCGAAAUUAUGGGUGCUUCUUCAAAAAUCAAGCUUGCUGGCAGUAAGGAAGAUCCACGCGGACGGUACGUCGUAGCAGCGGCCGAUCUCGGCCCGGGCGAGGUAAUUCUUACCGAGCCCGCGUAUGCAGCCUGCCUGCACGCGAAGUACUAUGGGACGCACUGUAGUGCCUGCUUCUCACGCUUGAUAGCUCCGGUCGCUUGUCCCGACUGUUGCGGUGUGGCCUUCUGCUCGGUGGCCUGCCGGGACAAGGCGUGCGCCACGUACCAUCGUUUCGAGUGUCAGUAUCUCGAUCUGAUGAUCGGUUCCGGCAUGUCGAUCCUCUGCCACGUCGCCUUGCGCAUGGUCACACAAGCCGGCACCCCGGAGAGGGUGCUCGAGGAGGGCAAAAUGCUGCGGGACACGUUCUGCGCCCACACGGAACACCGCGACCCGGAGGAUCACUUCAAGCGCACGCUCAUGACCGCGUUCCUGCUGCGCUGCCUGCAGAAGGCGGAAUUUUUCGGCCGCCGCACGACGGAAGCGCCGGAACCGACGGAACAGGAGCUGGAGGUGGGCGCGGUGCUGCUGUCCGCCCUGCAAUCGCUACAGUUCAACGCGCACGAGGUGUACGAGACGCGCAUUACCGGCGAGCAUCGGUUCGACACGGCCAAGGUGCAGUACAUCGGCGUUGGCAUCUAUCGCGGUGCCUCGAUGUUCAACCACGAGUGCUAUCCGGGGGUGACGCGCACCUUCCUCGGUACCGCCAUGAUCCUGCACACCAGCCGUCCGAUACCGGCCGGUGCGGUCGUGCCGGAAAACUAUGGCCCACACUUUAUGCGCCAGCCGAAGGCGAUUCGACAGCGCAACUUACGCUCGCGCUACUGGUUCAAGUGCGAUUGUCGGGCGUGCGCCGAGGAUUGGCCGCAGAUGGACAAGCUGCCCGCCAAGCCCCGGCUGCGCUGUCCCACCGAGGGCUGUGGGAAUGCACUCGCCUACCCGAGCAAACCGUCCCAGCGAAAUGCCAAGUGCAACAAGUGCAAGCAGCAGAUCAACCUGGACGCGAACGUGAAGAUGCUCGAGGCGAGCGAUCAACUGUGCACGACCGGGGCGGAAAUGAUGGCGUCUCAACCGUUGGAGGACGAGCGGGUCGAUGAAGCGAUCGAGCUCAUGAAGAAAGGCAUCGCCCUGUUCGCUCAAGCCGCCCAUCCACCGCACAAACCGACGCUUGUCGCUGAGGAAUCGCUGCGAUCCUGCUUUGCGGACAAGGGCAACGCUAAUCGCUACUAAACGCUGUCGCCUACCAUGCCUUGCCACCGUGUGACAACGGUUACACGUACAUUAUAUUAACGGGGGAUGGAAGACCUCACAACAAUUACCACAAGACACCUGGAUGUUACCAAACGGAUCUAUUUGCAAAAAGGAAACAAAUCUUUUAAACUCUAACACUAAUGGAUGGUUUCGAACGAAUCGGUAGAAAGUAAUGCUAAUAACACACCACUUGAAGCACUUGACCACCAAACUGCCUUGCAUUAUCACUCACAUCGCGAUCGUCUCGCGAGCGGAUUAUCAGUCGGAUCGCACUAAACGGAAGGUGGCGGUGGCGGUACACUGUUGCCUGCCCCACUAUGAUUGAGAAACGGCCGGCGCAUCGUCAUCGAUCGCUGGACCCUUCGCUUCGUCGAUCAGCCCGCUUCCCGGUGGCUUUUCUGCCGGGGUGCAUUCUUCCAUCCUUCGACCUCGGAGUGAAAUGUGUAUUGCGCUACAACAACGUAGAAGAGAAAAGGUAAUUUAAAUACAUUGUAAUUCUUCCCAGCCCCAAAUUCCAACACCCAGUUGCUUACAGUGCAAUGAAGAACACGAUCAUCUGCGUGCCCAUGGUAAGCAGAAAGAUGGCCUGCGGGUACGUGUUGAUCGACGAGUUGUACACCUGCGUGUACAGUACGCCGCUAAACAGCGGCACCGCAUUGUCAAACACGGAAAGGAACGAAAAGAUGAUGCCGCGCUCGUUGGUGGGCACCAUUUUGGAAAUCAUGGACCGGAGUACGGGCGCCACCACCGGGCCCACGCUCGAGAUGGUAGCCCCGAUGUACAGCACCCAUCCGACCUGGGCAAAGAUGUACACGAACCGGGCGCUGGCGUGCGCCAGCGCGCCAAUCAUUAUGAUCAGCGUGUCCUUCAGCCCCAGCACCUUCGUGAAGAGCGGCACGCCGAGAAACAUCAUCACCACGUACGCCGCCGACUGGUACGUCUUGAAGUAGCUGUACAGAUCCGUGUCCCAGUUGAAGCGCAGCUGCGUGUACAGGUACAUCUUGGGCUUCUCGUCGCGCUGGAACGUGUAGAACGACAUGGCCACCAUCAGCAGGUACAUGUAGGUGCGCCGGUGCAUCGUCCGCCGGCGUACGAACGUGCGCACCGAGCGCACCACGUGCUGGCGGUCGAAAAAGUCCAGCGGCAUGCGGUACCACGGCAGCUCGCGGAUCGAGCACUGGCGUUCGGUGGUGCGCGAUUUCAGCCGCAGCAUCGAGUACACGAUCGAGCAGGCGAGCAGGGACGCGUUGAUGAUAAACAUGAUCGUGUACGAUUUGCCCGUAUGGUUGAAGAUCACAUUGCCGAGCGCGACACCGAUCGGCAUGGUGCUGAGGUAGGUGGCGUCCAGUAUCGUAAUGCGCAGCGUGCGCUCCUCCACCGUCGUGAUGUCGGAGAUGUACGCAAAGCAGGAGGCAAAGAUGGCAAUGUCGGCCCCGGUCAGUACGCUCGGGAUCGUGGCCGUGUAGAUGAUAUACUCGACCGGCCACGAGGGCAUGCGCGUGUUCACCACGAUCAUGACCGAGUAGACAAACUUGCCCACCAGUCCGAGGAUGAGUGGCAGCUUGCGGCCACGCCUAUCGGACCAGGCGCCGAGAAACAGGGCCAGCACGAUCGGCACCACGUACAUGGCGAUGUUGUUCCACUGAUGAAAAGUUGAGGUCGUCACCUGGACCUGCUUUUUGAUAUCCUGGUACUGCUCGAUGUUGAGGCAAAUCUCGUGCGAAUAGCCAUGAUCGACGGUGCACGCUUUGUACAGGAAGAACGCCUGCUCCACCACCGACGUUAGCAUAAACGCCAUCAUGUAUAGGAACAUCGACGGUUCGACGGAAAUUUUCUCGUACCAUCGUUCCGCCCGUACGCUGGCCGUUGCCAUAGCACCAGCUACAUUACUGCUGCCUGCAUCGCCAUCUUCCUGCGCUCCGGGUUGGCUGUGCUCGCCCGAGCCAUCCGGCUAGAAUUGUGCAACAAAUAAUCAACUUUAAACACAUUGAAGCUACCACAAACGGGCGCGAGCUGUAAUCGCUCCACGAAAGGAAAGAAUUGUUUUGCUUACCUUCGCAGUUUCAGCAGACAUUGUCAUCGUUGGCAAAGCGCUAACGCCGUCAUAGGAAACGCUUCCAGUGACCGACCUGAUCGACGGUUCGCUGACGACUGCUCUUCACACCAACGCCGUUCAUACCCUUCUGGGUUACAGUGCGCGAGGGAUCGUAGACAUCUCUCACGCUGAUUGUAUUACACGCGACGGUUUUUAUCAAGCAACAGUUUGAAAGGGAAUCUACUAUCAGGCGGGAUGAGCUUCCCUUUCUACUCGGGCCAGCCCUCCUGCAGCCAGCGUAGUUGCAAUGCCCAGAUAAUGCUAUCUCGUCGCCAGUGAUGCUGCGUAGUGUCGGGGAGCAGUCGGAUGAAGAAGAUUCUACAGCCUCUCUAAUUGAAGCUGUUAGCAGCACACCGACCGUGCACGGCCGUUCAUUCAAUUUCGCACUCUGCUGACGAACGUUUAUUGGUGUGUGGUCGAUGUUCGAUAGUUCUUGGCUGUGUUGCACUGGCGAUUGUGUGUGUAUGUGUGUCUGUGUCGCCAGCGAAAAAGAUUGAUUAGCUGAUAAAAGUUGGGAGAAAAAGGGGGAAACUGAAAAUGAAAUGACUUUGGCUUGUUAUGUUUAACAUGGUGAAAUCUAUUUUGAAUGGCUUUUGAUUUUGCUAUUUGUUUUGCUUUGCUCAAAUGUGGUUAGAGGUUGGUGUAAAUAGUUUCUAUAUAGAGGCGAAAAAUUACGCAGUUUCGAAUUGGUAUCCGUAAUCAGCUAAUUAAAUUCAAUCAUACAACAAGGCCCCAAACAGCUACCCAAGUGACAUUUUCGAGCAGAUUGUUAGCGUUUUUCGAGUUGCUGGAAGCUUAAAGAGCCGGCUUAAAACUGGCUUAAAGAGCAAGCGACCCAGGUGACAACUGUUCUACAUUUUUAGCUUAAACUACUUGUGAACAGCUCGAUUUAACCCAUUGCCUCAUAUAAACGUUUGAAAACAUGGGUGUGUGAGUGAACAACACACGAAGUUUAUGUCAGAACUUCGGUAGAAGCCGGGCAAACAGGAAGCUUGCAGUUUCGUCCUCGGUGUACAACAAUCAAAACACUGAGUAAGAAGAAAUAAACGAUCUAUCCAGGAGUAUCAGAAUAGCAGGGAAGCGCAUUGACCAACAAAAAAAGUGAAAGAGUGUUUUACAAUAUACUUUUUGUUUCAUACGGAUUGAAAA